UGUCAUUCAAGUGAAACAAACGCACAUCGCGUGUAGAUAGAUGAGUAAAGACGUGUAGAGGAUGGUGAUAAACUGACUCGCUUUUCCGAUUUAAACUAACUCGCUAGCGAGCUAUGCUUGCCGCGGUUUAUUAUGAGCGGAGGUCGCUUUGACUUUGAAGAUGGUGGAACUUACUGCGGAGAAUGGAAAACCAGCAAGGCACAUGGAUAUGGCAUCUGUACCGGACCAAAAGGACAAGCUCGUUACGAAGGCUCUUGGAACAACGGCUUCGAACUCAGCGGAGUUUAUGUUUGGCCUAACGGCCAUCGCUUUGAGGGUGAAUGGCUCGAUGGACGCAGACACGGACUUGGCGUUGAAUAUCGAGGAAAAUGGACUUAUCAAGGCGAGUGGGAGGAAGGUUUUAAAGCGCGCUACGGUGUGCAGAAGUCGCAAAGCGGGGCGCGCUAUGAGGGAAGUUGGACGUCUGGACUACAAGAAGGUUAUGGAAUCGAGGUUUACGCUGAUGAAGGUACGUUUCGUUAUAACUGUUCGAAAGGGAAGUGCAACAAAGGUAUAAUUUGUAGCAUAUUUGUCGGCAGAUGGAUUCCAAUUUGCAGCGGUUGUUAAAGAAUGAUGACCCAUGUUCGGAAGAAAAUUGAACUCAAUUGGUCAUUUGUGUCACUAGACAAGAUACAUUUGCAAAAUUUGUCAUUAGCCAUAGAUGUAUUUUGGAGACUGCCUGAAGCACUGUACUUUGCUAAAGCCGCUUAAUUUCUCCAAUUUGCGUUCUUGUUAUGUUACACUAAACGGAUUUUCACUUUUUUUUAACCAAAAUUUCCUUUAUCCGGAUUUUGUACUAGCAGAAAAUCAUUUGACAUUACUGCUUUUCUCUUCUCAUUUGACAGUUUUUGAGUACGUUUUCCGCAUGUAAGAUGCCUGCUGAUUAAGCUUAUUUUAUGACUGUCGAACGCUCCCGAGGUCUUGUUUAUGCAGCAAUGAUAUCAAUACUUAAUGGUGGUCCAGAACAUUUGAUUAGAGGGACUCUAUUCUUAGAUCGAAGUUUUGAUUGUGUGAUAUAUGGUUUAAAUGGAUGAAGGCAGGGACCAAUAUUCCUUUCUAUGAGAAUUAAUAGUUCCUAGAUCCGUCCUAAAGACUUGGUGCCUAUCUGAAAAUACCAAAGGAGAUUAUUUUCUUCGUUCGAAAUGUAACUUUGUAAACUAGACUGAAGCACAAGCUUAAGAAGUAAAUGCAAAUUAUAUAUCCACCACGACACGAUCGCUUUCGACACAGUAACUCUUUAGUUAGCGCUAGACAUAUGUCGGAGUUCUUCAUGAUAAAGAAUAAAAGUAGAGCUUUAUCAGUUCUAGCUUGUUAUGCUUGACUUGUUCACCAGAAUUCGAAAUAUCCGCGAUCGCGGCUGUUUAAUUUUUUUCGCUCAUGCGAACAAGUUUGGGUUGUCUGUUUCUCAAAAGUUUACAUUUCUGUGAGAUCCAUGGGUACUCUUUAUGCGGGUUUAUUCAUCGAACUGUAGUUUGUGAAAAGCUCAAAUGGACAUCGUAGAUGAAAGGGUUGCGAGAUUGUGGCAUUGAGAAAAAGAUAGGGUCCAAGAUACGUAAACAGAGAACAUGCUUGUGAAUAGAUCGCCUCUGACACCGCUGUCUGUUCGCCCAUUCGCAGUUUGUCAACACACUAAACGAUGUUGACCAUUUCGGUGAGUGUUUUCGUCGACGUCUGAAUGUUUUGGCGGCGAAUGAUCUCGAUUACCCGUUCUAGAACGAACCAUAACUUUUCAGAAUCGGGAGUGUUUAGGAGUUGCUCGGUUGGAGAUAUUACCUCUGAUUGUGUUUUUAGCGUCUAUCAUUCCAUGUUCCCAUUCAUGGAUUGUAAAGCUCAUUUUUACUUUAGAAUAUAGAAGUUUUCAAAUGGAUGGUACUUUACUUUAUUCGUUUCAAUCACGGAUUGGUUCCUGAGAACAGCCCCAAUUUGAAAACGCUGUAGGCACCGACAAGGUUGUGCAGGUGAUCUUUUUCAUGUGGUGUCAAGUUGGACUUGAGUAUUCCUGAGGUUUUUCGCCAUGGUUAUUUCUUUUUUUCUGUCAAAAACUAAUAAAUGACUUGGAAAUGAUAUUGGACUGAGACCGGUAGAUGAUAUUUCAUUUGUUUAUUUAUUUAUUUAUUUUUUUUUAGCAAAACUGCGUUCAUUUGCAUUCUGAGUUAUUUCCAUAUCACCACAAAUCAUCUGAUCUUGGCAUUCCACUUUCUUAAUUGAUUCUUGAAAUUUAUAGCUGUUCAACAUCUCCAGUGUAUCAAGCAUUUCCUGAACAGUUUUGGAAAGUUCUCUUUCGGAAAUAACUUAUUUUGAUACUUGAUUCUUGUCAUUUUGUUGACACAUUCAGUGAUGAAUGGCAGACUCUGAGCAUUUUACUAAUUUCUGCUCCUAAAAUAACCAUUUUCUUCAGCUUUUCAGUACUAUGUACAGUUAUGAUGAGAACAGUUGCACCCAAUGAAAUCUUAUAAGGUAAACAUAUCAUGCAGUGUACUAACCCAUGACUUUACUGGAGUCUCCCUGCUUUGAACAGAUCUGUGGGAAUUUUCUGGAAAUAUUUCAUCUGAAUUUAAACUGCAGGGAUCUCAUUAUACCACCAUACAAAACCAUUUUUUUUUUUUUUUACACUCUCAAGCAAUCCAUGACAAUUUAUUUCUGACGUAGAUUUCCAGUGUUGUUUUUUUCUGACGUAAAACCUUUGAUGAGGUCCUUUGGAUCUGAAAUUUUAUUGUGUGACAUGGUUGAUAUAGCAACUGCUUAGUUAAAAUUCAUCGGCUGGUUAGCCUUCUAAUUUUGUGCACGGCAGGUUAAGAAUCUCCAGCAGAGGAAUGAAAAUGAACCAAGCCACAAUCAAUAAUAUGUUUCAGAGCUGAAGGCGUCCUUUUGUAUUUUUUAAUAAUUCAAAUUAACUCCCAGUGAUGCAUUUAAUAGAUCUGCUGUAUUCUAGCCAACACUGAAAAAAUGCAACAAUGGUAUGUGCAACAAGAAUAUCUUGUAUCAAGUUGAAUGUGAAUGAAAAAUUUUGUCUAGUUUUUCUGGCAACAUGAACAUUAAUUCUUUGAUAUUAUCUUUGCUUGAUUCAUGCCUUUGAGAAGGAUGUAAUUUUUUUUUCUUAUCGCAAUCAUUUGGUGUUUCCGGAAAUUUACUAGAGUGUGGGCUGUCGUGUUAACAUGUGGUCUGCAAAACCACAUUUUUUAUUACACUCCAGAGGUGGAGCUAGCCUUAAACCUUUUACACCUUAACAUCAGUAUGCAUAUUCUCCAUAAUGUAGUUUAUAGAUUUCCUACAAUAUUGGUGAGGAGAAUUUGUUUAUCAAUCCAGAGCUUCUUAAAAUGAUAGUCACUUCCCCUAUUCUCAUAAGGUAAUGUUUGAUGUAAUAGUGAUGCUGUAUUGAGAAAUAAGAUGCAAGUCACUCCUAGAGGUGAAGGGGUUAAUAAGUAGAUGUUAUUGAUCACUUUAGUAAAAGAAUAGGUGGACAUUAACAGCUCUGAUGAUACUUAAAGCAGGAGAACCAUCAAAGAUAAUCAAUGAAUAACUUUGGCUGGGCCCCUUUUGAGUGAAUACUUGUUAGGUUCUAGUCUUUAUUGCUACUCUGCCAGUUGUAUUCCACAUUUUUCAAAUAAAUCUGAGUGGUGGAAAGCCAUUAUCAAUAAGAUUUCGAAAAUGUAAACAAUGUCAUAGCUUACCACAGAAAUGCACUUCCUGUGACAUCAGACUUGUUUCCUGUAUCUGAUAAGCAUUGUUAUGAAAAGUUUUGAUGUUUGCGUGUAUAGAUGAACAUAUGUGUGAAAAAUUAGGAUUAAAAUUUUCUUCUAGAUUCUCAAGAUACACAUCUGCUGUUUGUUUGCCAAUGUUGUGUGCUUUAAUCAACAUGAUUCACUAAUGUUUUAGGAUAUUACUAUGGGCAGUGGAAAACAGGAAUGCGUUCUGGAUAUGGUAUCCGACAUGGAGAGGUUAAGCGAGAAAGCAGCAGUACAAAGCACUAUAGACGUUGUAUCUCUAGACAGUCGACUGUGGAUAAUUUUAAAUCUAAUGGUGUUCUACCUAACAGUAGUCAGAACAGUAGAACAUUUGCACGUCACCGCAAGACACCCUCACAAACUUCUGAAACGCAGUCACAUUCUCCCAGAUCAGCAAGUGAUCCAGAGAAUGCCAGUCAAAAUGGAUCAUUGAAUAGUACAAUGGGAAGUGGCUCAGCUCAGUCCUACACAAUGGAAACUGUGGAUUCAAAUGGACAAAUUGAAAGGGCAAACAGUCGCUUGAUAGAGACAUAUAGAGGUGAAUGGAAGAAUGACAAGAGGCAUGGAUUGGGUAUCGUGUACGAUACUGACGGGUUCAGCUACAUGGGCGAAUGGAGUGAAAACAUGCGCCAUGGUUUGGGCGUGGCCACCUUUCCAAAUGAAACGAAACUGGAAGGAGAGUGGAAAAACGACGAGUUAGUUACAGACAAUAAAAAGAAGGGUCCAUUGGUUUCUCUUGUGACAAGAUUUAAACAAAGACUGAGAGUAAUUUGUGAGGGAGCACAAGAUGCUGCAGAAACAGCUGAUCAGAAAUCACAGAUUGCACUGUCAAGAGCUGCGGCAUCACGAGAUAAAGCUGGAGAUGCAGUUGGUGCUGCAGAGAAUGCUGUUUCAGCAGCAGCAAUAGCUCAGAAGCGGGUCCGUGCUAUCAUGUCUAAGAUGAAUGACAAAACUUAGAAUGUAAGAUGGCAUUUAGAUGUGUUGGAAUAUUUUCAGGCAGUUUUACUAUGGAGAUGUCUUAAGCACCUCACUCAUGGUUCACAGCUGCUUCAUCAUUGUGCUUAACCACAGCAUUAGCAAUAUGCCGACACACAAAGUUGGCUUACAUGACAAUCCCCAUUCAAGUGCUUAAACUCACUGAAGUCUGCUCACCUAACAUGGUUGAAGGCUGGAAACAGUCAGUCAGCAGUGUCCGGAUACAUGUAACACCAUGUUGUUAUGCGACUCAAGAGCCAGCAAAGCUUUUAUGCAAAUAUAUACAGCUUAGCUACAUGUAGUAAGUCAUAAUAUUAUCUAAUAUUGUAACAGUUGCAAAAUCAAGUAGGCUUGUAGAUGUACAGUAUAUACGGACUUCAUUGAGAAGUUCAGAAUUUGUGGAAUUGUCUGGUGGAUUUGAGGUAAAAUGAUACUCAGGAUUAUUGGUAGAAUUGACAUUGAUUAAUGUUGCAGUUUUGCACCAUGGCAGGAAAAUUGUUCUCUGUAGCUGUCAAUGUAUUAAAGAUGGGGACCAUAACGAUGCAGCAAUUAAGACAUUUGAGCUUUUUCCACUUGGAUCUUCUCCAAAGCUUUUGGUUUUAAAAAUUUUGUCUUUUAAUUAUGACCCCUUGUUAUAACUUUUGGUUGCCUAGUAAAUUAAAGAAUAUUUGAUUCAGAAUUAAUUGAAAUUUUUUAAAUUCAGGUAUGAAGAUCUGAAAGUAAAACAUAUUAGACCUAAAACUUCACGUUUGGUAUACAAUUCAUAUUUACUUUGGUGUACAAUAUACCUUUUGUUCAGUUUAGGAACAGUAUUUUGUAAGUGAAAUAAUUUUUUAAAUCAUUGUAGUUGAGUAUAGCAUUUAAAGAAUGUCUGAAAUGAGAGGUAAAUUCAUAGUCCAAGUAUAUGUUGGGCAUAUUGCAGAAGAUUUGUCAUGUACCAUCUUGAAAAAUUGUAAUUUGCUGUUCAUGUUAAGCAUCCCCAUCAAUUUAGUAGUGUUCCUUUCUUUGUUGUUGUUUUUUUUUUAAUAUUUUGCACUUUUUUUCAAUUUCUGAUGGCUUCGUAAUAUGCAAUUGAAAAAAUUGAAAUGUUUUGACUGACUUAGCUACCUACAGGGUAAAUGGUUCCUCAGCAGAAUAUUUUGUUUGUUUUUCUUUAUACCAGAAAUGUGUUGACAAUAUGAAAGUGUGGGCACAAUGAGAACAGUAGUAGUAUGGUGGUAUUGAGUGAAUUCAUCAUAUAAUUUGUAAAUUUUCCUUUUUAGAAUACCUUUAGCAAUGCCCCUUAGUGAUCAACUGGCAUUUGAAUGUACUCAGGUGCUUCUUUUAGGCCAAAAGAAAUAUGCCUAAGCUAGCAUAAUUUAUUUCUAUAAGUGUUACAUUGAUUUACUUUUUUACCAAAAAAAUUUAAGGGUGAAACUUAUUCCUUUAUUUCUGUAUUGUUAAUUAGAAUGCUUUUUUUUUUUUUUACCAUGGUGAGUUUUCAUUUGUCAAAGACUAAUGCAGCUAUUGAACAUUGGUUAAAGUUGUUGAAGCAAACUUUUGUGAAGGCGUCUGGGUCAGGAAGACAUACAAAAAGUGUGGUUAACUGAUUUUACACUAAAUGAGGUGUCAAAUUGUUCUUGUCAACCUGUGAUUGACCUGUUUUACAAUUAACAAAGUUACUGAUUUUCAGUCUAAUUGCUCUCUUAGGUACCUGUUGAUCAGUAA
Molecule: messenger RNA, 6446 nt
Organism: Pocillopora meandrina
Lineage: Eukaryota; Metazoa; Cnidaria; Anthozoa; Scleractinia; Pocilloporidae
Source: the annotation of a GenBank genome assembly